Messenger RNA from Colius striatus (speckled mousebird), 7549 nucleotides. RefSeq names its product collagen type IV alpha 6 chain (gene COL4A6). Gene Ontology annotation, cellular component: collagen trimer; basement membrane. Gene Ontology annotation, molecular function: extracellular matrix structural constituent. The transcript has 46 exons. NCBI's taxonomy places the organism in Eukaryota, Metazoa, Chordata, Aves, Coliiformes, Coliidae. The record is from RefSeq and is a predicted model, not a curated record. Bases 1 to 5121 code for a protein of 1706 amino acids.
AUGGGCCGCGGCUGCGCCCCUGCCCCGCCGGCCGGGGGGCGCGCAGGGGCGUUGGUGUUGGUGCUUCUCUGCCUGGGCGCGGAGCUGGCGAGCGGGGGUGGAAAGAAGUCGUACAGUGGGCCAUGUGGGGGCCGUGACUGCAGUGCUGGAUGUAAAUGUUUUCCAGAGAAGGGUGCACGGGGUCGACCAGGACCAAUUGGGCUUCAAGGACCAAUAGGUGCACCUGGAUUUACUGGCCCAGAAGGUUUGCCAGGAGCAAAAGGUGAGAAAGGAGCAGUGGGCCCUCCUGGACCAGCUGGACAAAAAGGUGACAAGGGCCCAAUGGGAGUUCCAGGAUUUCAAGGCAUCAAUGGGAUCCCAGGUCAUCCUGGGCAAUCUGGACCUAGAGGUCUGCCUGGCCUCGAUGGCUGCAAUGGUACCAUUGGGACUCCUGGUGUUUCUGGAGCAGAUGGGUUUCCUGGCCUACCAGGGCUGCCUGGUCGUCCUGGCCCAAAAGGCCUUAAAGGAGAACCUGUGUUUGCUCAAGGCAGUCUCAAAGGAAUGAAGGGAGAAAAUGGUCUUCCUGGAUUGGAUGGAAUUUCUGGCCCAAAAGGUUUUCCAGGUCCAAUAGGUUCUGCAGGCCCUAUAGGAUUGCCAGGUUUGCAGGGUCCAGUGGGGCCUCCUGGGCCACCGGGUCCAAAAGGUAACAUGGGAUUAGGUUUUCAAGGAGAGAAAGGAGAAAAGGGUGAUGUAGGGCUGCCUGGCCCUCCAGGUCCCCCCCCAUCCACUGGAAUACUGGAAUUCAUGGGCUUUCCAAAAGGGAAACAAGGAGAAAAGGGUGAGCCAGGCCCUCAAGGACUGCCUGGGGACAAAGGAUUGCCUGGCGUGCCGGGCUUUGGAGGUGUUGGAGAGAAAGGAGAAAAAGGUGUUCCUGGCUUACCAGGUGGCAGGGGUCUUUUGGGACUGGAUGGAUCUGAUGGGAUUCCAGGGAGGAAGGGUCAUCCAGGUGUUCCAGGCUAUCCAGGGCUUGAUGGAGUCGAAGGCAUGAAGGGUGAAUUAGGUGACAUCGGUCCCCCAGGCCCUCCUAUUGUUAUUGACAGGGAAGGUGUAGUCAUUUCAGGUGCCACAGGUGACCCUGGGCAGCCAGGAAUACCUGGUCCUCCAGGAGAUGAAGGGAUCAGUGGUUUACCAGGCCUUCCAGGAGCUCCAGGCUUUCCUGGCCUGGAGAGAGAUGGAAUGGGCCCUGGAGGGUCUCCAGGUAUUCCAGGUGUGAAAGGUGAAGUGGGAGAACCAGGAAGAGCAACAAUUGGAUUACCAGGCACCCCCGGCAGAGGUGGUUUACCAGGUCUGCCAGGAGCACCAGGACUGCCUGGUUCACCACCCCCUUCAUUUUCUCCAGACACAAUCCUAGAUGGAAGGACUGGGGCCCCAGGGGAGCCUGGACAAAGAGGGCUACCAGGAACUUUGGGUCCAAAGGGGUACAAAGGAGAGGCAGGUGAUUGUGCUUGUGAUGGAGGAAUUACAAGAGCUGGUGUAAAAGGCAUCUCAGGUCCACCAGGUCCAUCGGGAAGCCCUGGUGUGCCUGGGAUUAAGGGCAUUGGUGGAGACCCAGGCACUGUGGGUGCACCAGGACUGCGAGGCCCUCCGGCUUUGGCUGGUCAACAAGGCCUUCCAGGCCUGAAGGGAGAAAAAGGGGCUCCGUCCUAUGCAACAGGCAGAGGUGCUCGUGGUGACCGUGGUGCAACAGCACCCAGAGGACCUUCAGGCAUCCCAGGAACUCCUGGCAGAGAUGGACUUCCAGGCUUGCCAGGACCCCCAGGCCCUCCAGGUGAUGGUGGACUGGGUUUCCCAGGUGAAAAGGGACUCCCAGGAUUACCUGGCUCCAAGGGCCAUCGUGGAGAAACUGGUUCUCCUGGCGUUGGAUAUCCUGGUCCCAGCGGAGUUCGUGGGCCUCCAGGUGACCCAGGAAUGGAUGGGUUUCCAGGACAAGCAGGUCUUCCAGGCCCUCCAGGUAUCACCUUGCCCUGCAUAGUUCCUGGAGCAUAUGGACCCUCAGGGACUCCUGGCUUCCCAGGAUUGCCAGGUCCCAAAGGCAGCAAAGGCUUUCCUGGCAUCCCAGGCCAACCUGGAUUGCAUGGGUCAAAAGGACAGCCAGGGUCUCCAGGGAUAAUAGGCUUGCAAGGGGAACCUGGCUUCCCUGGGCCUCGGGGAGAGCAAGGGUCACAAGGACUUCCAGGACUGGAUGGGACAGAUGGUUUGCCUGGGAAAAUGGGUGCUUCAGGCUUAGCUGGAAUGAAAGGAGCUCCUGGAGAUGUAUUUGGUGCUGAGAGUGGAGCUCUUGGAGAGCGUGGCCGACCUGGACUCCCAGGUGAUAAAGGGCUUACAGGUGAUCUUGGAUUUCCAGGACCGAAAGGGUCGGACGGACGACCGGGCCUGCUGGGUGUUAAAGGCGAGCAGGGUGACCCGGGAUAUUCGGGUGUCCCUGGGCUGCGGGGACCUCCUGGUCCUGGAGGUCCUUUUGGCAUUAAGGGAAGACCAGGACCCUUGGGGUCAGUUGGCCUCACAGGAGCACCAGGCUGUCAAGGACUUCCUGGAGUCAAAGGCUUGACUGGCGACGUAGGUCCACAAGGCCCUGCUGGUAUGAAAGGCUUCCCAGGUCUUGAUGGUGCUCCAGGAUCUCCCGGGGAAAGAGGAUUCUUAGGGCCACCUGGGCCUUUUGGUCAGGAUGGACGUCCAGGUUUUUCUGGGCCAAAAGGUGAGAAAGGAUCCUCUGGCCUGCUUGGUUUCCCCGGCAUGCCAGGCCUGCCUGGUGUCCCUGGCCUGGAUGGGUUUAAAGGAACUCUGGGCACAGCUGGAGGAAAAGGGAGCCCUGGAGCUGUGGGACUCCAAGGUCAAAAAGGGGACAGAGGUGAUGUAGGUCCGCCUGGUCUUCCUGUUCUUGGGCCUCCAGAACAGGCACUGCAAUUCAAAGGAGACAAAGGAGAUCCUGGAUUAGCUGGACUUGGAGGAUUCCCUGGACCUAGAGGUGAUAAAGGAAUCCCAGGAAGCCGUGGACAGCCUGGUCUCCCUGGUCCCAUUGGGUCAGCAAGCAAAGAGAAAGGUCUUCAUGGUGACCCAGGCUUCCAUGGCCCACCUGGACAGCCUGGGCUACCAGGACAGAAGGGUGCACAUGGUAUCGUAGGAUUUCCAGGGAUGCCGGGAGAGAGGGGUUCAGAUGGUAUCCCAGGAACACUUGGAUUCCCAGGACCUAUUGGUGUCCCUGGUCCAAAAGGUGACCAGGGAGAGUCCAUUGGUGUUCCUGGCCUUGCUGGAGCAAAAGGAGAGCCAGGGGACCCAGGGUUCCCAGGGGAGAGAGGGAGAGAAGGACUUAAGGGUGAACCAGGCUACCCAGGAAACACUGGGAUAAAUGGACCCAAAGGUGGACCAGGAGAUCUUGGCCAAGAAGGACCAGCAGGAAUCCCUGGAAAUGCUGGGCUCAGAGGAGUCCCUGGGCCACCGGGACCUCCGGGGCAGCCAGGACCUGUCGGAUUCCCCGGAGCUCGUGGAACAGCAGGACCUAAAGGGUUUCAUGGAUUUCCAGGUUUAAAUGGUCUGAAUGGCUUGCCAGGCACAAAAGGAUCUCCUGGAACACCAGGUCUGAGUGAAGCUGGACUGAAUGGCCCUGCAGGUCUCCCAGGUCCAAAGGGUGAAGAAGGUUCUCCAGGCUUGAGUAGAGGAGCUCCAGGAUUCCCUGGGCCAAAAGGCUCAUCAGGAGACGUGGGUCCUCCUGGUCCUGUGGGACUGCCUGGCUUGCCAGGAACACCUGGAGCUUCUCUUCCUUCUGAUAUACGUGGGAGACCUGGGGAUGCUGGCCAUCCAGGAACUGAUGGGAGUUCAGGUCUUCCAGGUCCUCCAGGACCACAAGGGCCCCCUGGCCCAGCUUCUGACCAAGGUGACACAGGCAAUCCAGGUUUCCCUGGUGUUCUUGGCUUGCGAGGCAUUAAGGGUGACGUGGGACCCACUGGUCCAAUUGGACUCCCUGGAGCAUCUGGAUUCAAAGGUGUGAGAGGUGAGCCUGGCCUUAUGGGCAUGCCAGGUAAAGAUGGGCCUCCGGGGGAUCCUGGGUACCCCGGGCUGAAAGGUGAAAUGGGCCGUCGAGGUCUCCCUGGGCAACAAGGGGCUCCAGGUAUAACCCCACAGCCAGAAGAAAUCACAGCCCCUGCGGGCUUACCGGGCCUGCCAGGAAUCGAUGGUGUCCCCGGCUUCGAUGGAGAGCUUGGAUUCCAGGGCCCAGCUGGAAAACCAGGUGCCAAAGGUUUGCCAGGAAGAUCUGGUUUGAAAGGGCGUGAUGGUUUACCUGGACCACCUGGCAUAGCUGGGGAUCCAGGACCUUCAGGUGCCCCAGGACCACAAGGAUUUGAAGGGGUUGCUGGAAAGCCAGGCGCUCUUGGUUUGCCGGGAAUGCCUGGUCGCAGCGUGGGCGUUGGGUACACUUUGGUGAAGCACAGUCAGUCAGACCAGAUCCCACCCUGUCCCAUAGGAAUGAAUAAGCUCUGGGACGGCUACAGCUUAUUGUAUGUGGAGGGGCAGGAAAAGUCACACAACCAGGACCUUGGCUUCGCCGGCUCGUGCUUGCCUCGUUUCAGCACCAUGCCUUUCAUCUACUGCAACAUCAAUGAGGUGUGCUACUAUGCCAGCCGCAACGACAAGUCCUACUGGCUGUCCACCACUGCUCCCAUCCCCAUGAUGCCAGUGGACAGCCUUCAGAUCCCGCAGUACAUCAGCCGCUGCUCCGUGUGUGAGGCGCCUUCCCAGGCCGUGGCUGUGCACAGCCAGGACAUCACCAUCCCACAGUGUCCCCUUGGUUGGCGCAGCCUAUGGAUAGGAUACUCCUUCCUUAUGCACACUGCGGCCGGUGCAGAAGGCGGAGGCCAGUCCCUCGUCUCACCCGGUUCCUGCCUGGAGGAUUUCCGUGCCACUCCCUUCAUUGAGUGCAACGGGGCUCGGGGAACCUGCCAUUACUUUGCAAACAAAUACAGCUUCUGGCUGACGACAGUGGAGCAGUCGCAGCAGUUUGUCAGUGCUCCUCCCUCCGAAACGCUGAAAGCAGGGCAGCUCCGAACAAGGGUCAGCCGCUGCCAGGUGUGCAUGAAGAACUUGUAGUGACACCAACAGUCUUUGUUACCUAAGACUAGACCUCACUGAUGUGAAGAAGGAUAAGUUCGUAAACCUGGUUUGGAUGUGGUUGAUGGGUGAAUAAGACAGACUUCUGCAGAAAUUGAUUCUCAAGUCCAGGAGAGUGACCACGCACAGGGGAGGGAAAGACCAGUGCUCUGAAACCUCUUUUUUUAUGGAACAUGGUGCUAUGCUUUUACUUCAAUGGGAUUUUUUUUCCCCUUCGUUUAUGGCUACCUCAGAAAGUCUCUGCAGGUUCCUUACUCAGACCAAAUAGCAGCCAAUGUCUCCCAUUAGGACACUGCUCUGUCCAGGCCAAGUGCUGCUCAUCACCCAGAGAGAGACUUUGCCAAAGCUAUGCCUCAUCAGCCUCUGUGCAAACAGUAUUUGGUCUGGUGUGAGGGAACGAAGAUGCAUUCUCCUAUGAAAUACAGACCUAGCUAGAAUUUAUCAGUGUAUUGUAGGUGGCUUAGAAACACUAAGCAUUACUGCUUGGUAACUGGCUUCCUUAGGAAGAUUCAAAGAUUGAUUUGUUUUGCUUUGCUCAUCAGAUUGGACGUUCAUUCCUGCAGUGACAGGUAACCAGUGCUAGUCCAGACUCUCACCCAUGGUUGACUUUAAAGAGCUACCCCAGUGAAAAAUGCAAUUUGUAAUGUGAAGAUAAACCCAAACCACCUCUAGUGUUUCUUUUACCUUUCCGUUGAGAUAUAUUCCAUUGAGAUAUAUUCCAGAUAUAAAAUGUCUACUUCACGGUCUUUCAGGCUCAUCUUCUUGCAGUCAAGUGAUGUGUAACCACCAGAGACAUUUCACUGCUAUUACCAUACGUUUCCUUUCUGAGGUAGCCUUGAUACACUUGUUUUACAGUUAUUCAAGCUGUGUGUAUUUGAAAAGUAGAGGCUUUACUAGGUAGCACACAAACUUAGGCAGAAGCAGAAGUAAGCAGUAUGGGAUGUCCAUUGCUUACUUCUACAGGCAUGAUGUGUUAUACGCCUCUUCCUCUGGGCUUUAUUUCUGGUAGUCUAAAAGAUUGUAUUUCUAGUGCAUACAGUGUUAACUAGUCACACUUUCCUUCAGGGCACAAUUAAAGAGAAGUGUCAGUCAUUGUAUUAUCCUUGGAUAUAUGGAGGGAAAGCCAUGAAAAAGGUAUGCUAAUAUAUAUAAUGGAUUAAUUUAGUUGGGCUAAAGUUAUUGCCAACCUCUCUUGAGUGACGCAGAUGAUAUCCAUAUAUAUUGGCAUUCCAGCAUAUGUGAAAGAAGUGCCUUGCAAAUACAACAUCACCUUGGCUUAAAAAUCUUUAAGACAAAAUUGUGAAGAAAAUUACUAUUAAUGCAAGACUGAGAUUUGAAAGUGUUAUUUCUUUACCAGGCUCUGUCCAGCAAAGUACUUAAGACCACUCUUAAGCAGAUAACAUUUUUACCUGUAAUGAUUAUUCACAUGCAUAAUAUAAUAUUGUCCUACUCGAUUGGAGUCAGAGAGCUCUGCACGUUCCAGAGCAGAACCACACUGGAAAUGAGCAGAGAAUUUGUGAAAAACUAUUUAGUCUUUCAUUUAACUUAUUGUGAGAGACUUGCAGCUGUUCUGGAUCUACUUUGCAAAUAGCUUUAAGGCAUUUUAAUGCUCCUGAGUGGCAAUCCUUUUGUGCAGAAUAUCCCAUCUACUUCUUGGCUGUGCCAGCACAGACAGAUCCCGUAGUAUUUACAGCUCGGCUUCUGCAAACGCAGCUUUGAAAUGCUGUGUGCAGGCAGUGAAACUCACUGCUUUUUGAAAACUUGUGUCAGUAACUGGCAAACUGCAGUAAACUUUUCAGCCAGAGGUCUCCAAUGGUGCUAUAAAAAGAGGUGUCGAUUGGGUAUUGUGUCUGCAGGGACUUGUGUUUAUUUUUGAACAUGGAAACACGUGCAUACGAUUAUUUCUUCCCAGGAUCCAAGCCUUAUGCAUUUUGAGCACCACUGUCUUUAGGGAAGUGUUGUUGCAGUAGCCUCACUCCACUGCCACCCAUGCCCAAACUUCCCCCACAUCACCAGGACCUUUCCCCACACUGGCCCCUGCUGUCAGGCAAUGGGGGAUCCCCAUCACCAGCCCCCUUGUCACACGUCUGCUUACCCCCACCACGAGCACCUCUCCAAGAGCUCUGCAGGGCCAAGACCUCCUCUCUGAAGAGUGUUUACAUGAAAGCUAAAAGUGACAUGAGGAAAAAGUGUGCUGUACUCCACCCAUUCAUUCUCAUUUUUUAACUUGGAUGCCUCUUUUUUUUAUCAGUCACUGCUCCAGCCUGAGAGUUUCAGAGCAAGGGCUUCACUCUCGUGUCUGUGAGGAGGAGAGGGCUAUAAGUGGUGUUAUGUGAACAGUAAGUUCAUGUAUGACUUUAGUGCUUUGUUUUUAAAAAACCAUGCAGCUAAUCCAUGGAGAGGGGAA